AUGGUCAGCAAGGACGCGGGCAAAGGCGCGCUCCCGGCCCCCGAGAGCGACGCGGAGCCGGCCGCCUGCCUGGCGCUGGAGGUGAAGUACGCGCUGGACCCCGGGCGGCAGGUGCGGAAGCGGAACAAGGCCCUGCAGGUGCGCUUCAAGGACAUCUGCGAGGCGCAGAGCGAGCGGCGGGAGCCGCCGCCGGCCGCCGGGCCGGGGCCGGAGAGGCGCGAGGCCCGGGCGGCGUCCUACCGGGCGGCCUACCGCAAGUACAUGACCGUGCCCGCCCGCAGGGCCAUCCCCAACGUCACCCGCAGCACCGGCGUGCAGACCUCGCCGGAACGCAGGAAGUGCUACCAGACCUUCCCGCCCGACCGCCGCAGGGGCAGCCUCAAGGGCGUCCCGGGGGCCGAGGGCGCCUUCCGGAGCCAGAACAACGGCUUCGUCCUGGACGCCCAGGAGCGGGCCGCGCAGGGGCCCGGGGCGGAGGCCGCGGCGUGGGCGGCCGGCCAGGCGCAGAAGGCGGCGGCCCUGGUGUUCCGCUCCCACCAGCACGUGGACGUGCUGGGCCGGCCCGCGGGGCUGGGCUGCGCGGAGCUGUGCCGGGACCCCCGCGGGCACAGCUGCCCGGGCAGCGCGCUCCGGAACGCCCCCCAGCCUCCCUCCCGGGAGACCGCCCACCAGCUGGACCGGACAGCCCCACGGGACCGGGCCGCGCCGGGCACGGAGGAGCCGGCUCCCGCGGGCCAGGGCAGGGUGUUUAAAACGGAGGUGGCCGCCGUCUACACGCCCGCCCCCGGCGCCCAGGCCCCCGAGCCCGCCCUGUCGAACUCAGCCGCCACCAGCCAGUGGUCCCUCUGCCCCUCGGAUCUCAAUGGACUCCAGGCGCCCCCGACGACGCAGUGCCUGUCCCCCGAAUGUAGUGACCUCCCCCCGCAGUCUCCGGCCCCCGAGGGGGCAGCCGGCGGGGAGGAAUGCCAACAACUCGUGCCUCCCACGGAAGUGGUGGACCUCAAGGCACAGCUGCAGGUGAUGGAGACGCUGAUCAGCUCCAGCCAGGAGACCAUCAAAGUGCUCCUGGGCGUCAUCCAGGAGCUGGAGAAGGGCGAGGCCCACCGCGAAGGGCUCUCCUACCGCACCGGGCAGGACACGGCCAACUGUGACACGUGCAGGAACAGCGCCUGCAUCAUCUACAGCGUGGAGCUCGACUUCAAGCAGCAGGAGGACAAGCUGCAGCCGGUCCUGCGGAGCCUCCACCCCUUCGAGGACUCUCAGGUCGCACCCUCGCCUUACUCUCAGGAGGCUCACGCCUCGCCGCCCAAGCGGAAGUCCAAAACGGAGCCCAAAAAGCACGGGAGGUGGAAACUCUGGUUCCUCUAA
This is a messenger RNA of Pipistrellus nathusii (Nathusius's pipistrelle), 1368 nucleotides long. The record is from the annotation of a GenBank genome assembly. NCBI's taxonomy places the organism in Eukaryota, Metazoa, Chordata, Mammalia, Chiroptera, Vespertilionidae.